AUGAACUCCCAGAGUGCCUGUGGCGGCAAGCCAACAGACUCAGAUGCAGGCAGCGAGCCAGACCACUCGGCUACUAGCAAGCUGGAGCAUCUCGAGGGCAAAGACACGGGUCUCUUCAGAAUGCUCAAGGCGGAGGUGGAGUCCCUGAAGGACAUGGCCAAGCGCACUCAGGUAAAAGGACUCAAGGAGAGCGUCGACACGGUGUGGAACAUCAUAGGCUCUAUUGAGAGUAAUAACGUUGAGCUUAAAGUGGAAGGAACCAGCAAGCAGGCAACAAGCUCGUAG
Macrosiphum euphorbiae (potato aphid) is the source of this 285-nucleotide messenger RNA. Lineage: Eukaryota; Metazoa; Arthropoda; Insecta; Hemiptera; Aphididae. The record is from the annotation of a GenBank genome assembly.